This is a messenger RNA of Cladocopium goreaui, 1285 nucleotides long. NCBI's taxonomy places the organism in Eukaryota, Dinophyceae, Suessiales, Symbiodiniaceae. The record is from the annotation of a GenBank genome assembly.
AGGCAGCUGACAAGAAACAAAAGCAGCACCAGGCAGAUUAUUGGAAGGCCAUGCAACUCCAUGAGCAGAACAAGAAGUCCAUGGAACCCUUUGUCACAGAGGCAGUUAUCCAACCGCCUAAGCCUGCGGUGGAUAUAGCAGCCUUGAAGCCCCAACAAGCCCAGGCCCAACAAGCUCAGGCGCAGGCGCAAGCUGCCAAGGAUCGGAAGGCCAAAGAUGACUCUGACAAUGAGAAAAAUGUGGAGCCUGUGGUCAAGGCGACGACAGCAAGCAUUCAGCAGAUGGGCUUUGGGUUUGACAACAGUGCUUUGAGCGCCCUCUACGGCUACAGCCUUCUACCCGGCAUGGGUAGUCUGGGCCUGGUGCCUGGUGCGGGGUACUACCCCCUCAAUCUGGCUGGCUAUGCUGCUCCCAAGGCAGCGGCAGCAACAGCUGCAGCGGCAGCAACAGCUGCAGCUGCGACGGCUCCAACAACUGCAACUUCUGCCACAGCUGCAGCGACCGCGGCUGGAAGGGCGGCUGAAGCCCCCACCUCGUCCAAAGCAGCCGCUGAACCGCCUGCAUCGCAAGAGACAUUGCUCAGCGUCUCGAAGCCCAAGAGCAGCAUGGCCAUUCAGUCCAUGCGCAUGCCACCAGCCCCUGCUGCGGCAGCAACUGCAGCAGCUGCCACACCUAGCCAUCCAAUGACACCGCCGCCAUCCAAGGCAGCAGUGCCGGCACCGGGAAGCACCCCAAGCUAUCCAGCCCAAAGUCACCCACCACAACCUCCUCCCGCACCAAAGGCUCAGUCUUACUACGAGGGAUCGUGGGAUCAGUAUGGCUACUACGGCCAGCCCAGUCAUCAGUAUCCUCCCAAGCAGGCCGCACAGGCCGCGCAGGGAGCUCAGGCAGCCCAGGCAUCUCCUCAACCCAAGUCUGGGCAGCCGGCCUUCCCUCAGCUACAGCACCAGCAUCCAGAGGCAGAUCGGACCAGGCAGAGAUCCGAUGACGGCCAAAGGUGGCAGAAGAGCUACCAUAGCCAGAGCCAGGGCCAGGCGCAGCUGGAUGAGGAUGCACCUUGGAGGAGGGUACGAGCACGCAAAGAGAAUCCAGGCGGUGGAGCAAGUGAGGAAGCGCCUUUGACAGCCUCGAAGGCAGCUGGACCUCGAUCGUCACAGGUCAAUGGAGCAAGGAAUUUCCUGACGCAGACCCCUCCCAAGGCUGGUCAGGGGAUGCUUUUUGGCAACUUGCUCCGGUAACACCAAGUGGCAGCAGAAAGACCAUUGGGAAGCGGCGAGAAAAGCGC